AUGCCUGUUAUUACUCGAUCGGCUGCCCAAGCCAGUAAAAUAAAUGCCAAGAAAACUACAACAAAGCGCACUUCAAAACAACGGAAGAACUUGCAGGCUAUCAACAUUAGUACCACAAAACCAAAUGGCAAAGAUCCAUUUCCAACAGAACAGCCAUGCAGAUUAUUAGAAUGGAUAUCGCUCAAAGAUCCCCCCAGUGGCGUCAUCCCAAAUGGGGAUGAACUUUUUGCCAUCCUCCAAGAGAUAUGCAAACUCCGAGCAUGCAUAGUUAUCGCUAGAGGCCGUCCACGUGAACUAAGCGGAAUCGAGUGGUUGAUUAUCGGCAAGCAGCAAUGGAGAAGCAGCAAACACAGGGAAGAGUUUCUUACCUCAGAGCUUUUCCUCAAAUUGAAUGGAGCCCUUUCGCAUCGCUCAUGGAGCCAAGAAUUUGCCUGGUCGAGGAGUGGGACGAUCAUACGCGCAAACCCGAUUUUCCCUCCACAAAGGCUUUAUGAGGUCCUCACAAUCUAUUUCCCUGCAGAUUUAGAUCAGGAAGCUAUCUCCUCUAUUGAAGCGUUUAGAGGGCUGCCUCACUGGCACCUUGAGGAUGAUGAAGUCCCAGCUGAAAAUCCCUGGGCGGCGUUCAAGUCCCAGCUUCGUGCAUGGAUGAAGGGGACUUGUGAAUACCAGGGACAAACUGCAAGGCGAUUGGCUUUUUUCUUCUCGUUCACUGACGAGGCAGGAGAACGAUUCUUUAAAGAAAAGGCGAUAAAUAAAGUACCCGGAAGGCCGACGGGGGACGUUAUGGUGAGCUUCUUUGACGAUCUGGAAGAUCUUGGAAUGAUCGGAUAUGAAUCGCUACAUGUUGAAUUCUUGGAGGUUGUUUACUAUGCACCAGAGAACUACGUACCAAAACCUCCCCGACCUAUAUCUCCUGAAACAAUGAAGCAUUGGGAUGAUCUUAGGCAAGCCUGCCUAGCCGACGACUCAGAUGGAUCAUUAUAA
Molecule: messenger RNA, 984 nt
Organism: Trichoderma atroviride IMI 206040
Lineage: Eukaryota; Fungi; Ascomycota; Sordariomycetes; Hypocreales; Hypocreaceae
Source: RefSeq, a predicted model, not a curated record